ACACCUACACAAAUACACAUGAACAUUAAGAUAAAUGAAAAUUUUAAGAAUUGAAUAUUAUAGGUAAUUUAGUAAUUGAGAUAUAACAUACACUUGUGAAAUAGCUGCGUCUCUAUGUGCACAUGUAUACAAACAAACCUCUGUCCUUCCUAUCUCAUCUCUACACUUACCAAUGUAUAUAUAUAUACCAAUUCAUAUUGUUCUGCUAUGUACAUAAACACGCAUUAUUAGCCAUAUGGAUAGAUAGAUAGAUAGAUAUGUAUAGAUUCAUUUGUAUGCAUAAAUGAUUAAAGUGGGUAGACAAUUAAUGAACUUAAUAGUCUGUACAUAGUCAAUUAUUAUUAUCAUUAUCAUUACCACUGUUAGUAUACGUGUAACCACCUGUUCAAUUUUCAAUGAUGAUAAGAUUUUGUAAUCUUGAAUGUAUUUUAUCAAAGUUUAAAUUUUAGGCAAUACCAUGACAACAGUGAAAGCAAUACCAGAAGUUAUAACACCAACAACAAAAGGAGUAGCCAUUCAAGAUUAAUAUUUUUUUUUUUUAAAGAAAGAGCCUAUUUCAAAUAUAUUUAAUAAAACAAAACUAACAUAUGCCUAAUAAUGUGUUACUAGGUGUUUGAAAUCCAGUCAAUGUUCAGUGCAUUCAUAUUAAAACAAACUAAAUCAUGAGCUGUGCCCAGAUUACUAUUCAAGAGUAUAUUUUAACAAAACCCUAUACAUCAAUGAAUAAUAAUAAUUAUUCUACAGAUGAUUCAUCCGAUUCACAAGUCAUCCCGGCUCAAAGUGACGAUGGUGGUCGUGGUGGCGAUGGUGUUGUUGAAGGUAAUGCGUCAGGAAAGGUGGUCGGAGAACAAGAAUUAUGGAAAAUGUCACCAGUGGUACAAGAAGAAAUUGAAUCAGAAAGUGAUGUGAUGAACUCGAUAAGCAACGAUUACAAGGUUGAUCAAUCUGAAUGUUGUAAACAAUCACCAUCUGAAUAUCAGUUGAAUAAACCUGAAGUGCUAAUGAUAAAGGAAAAUAUACAUCAGACUAAUUCCGAUCUUUGCGGUAAAGGAUUUGACGAUACAAAUAAUGCAGGCGGUCAAUUUGUUUCAAUCUCCUUAGCUGAUUAUCUCGACGAAUUAACCAAGCAAUCAGAAAUACCUGGGAAAAAAUUUCAUAAAUUAUUAUUACCUCGUGAAGGGAUCAGUCAAUUUCAAGCGUCACACAAAAAAAUGAUUUAUCCCUUGAACAGUAAUAAAUCUCAUCUGUCGACAUCUUCAAUAUCAUCGUUAUCAACACAACAGUUUGAUUUAAACAAUAAUAAUAAUAAUGAUAAUGAUAAUAACAAAGAUAAUAAUGAUGAUUCGAUCGAUGAACAUUUAGACAAUAAUCAAGAUCAUAAUAAUAAAAACAAUCAUUCCAAGCCAUCAUUCUCAAUGGAUUAUUAUAAUUAUUUGAAAAAGAGACGUGUAUUUCUAAUUGACAGACUGUUAAGUCGUUACAGUGAAUUAAUAAAGUUGUUGAAUGAAGAAUUAGAGUUAACUGGACGUCCACCAACAAAUUAUCUACAGUAUACACAUGCCUAUUAUGAAGUACAAGAAGCUUUCAGACGAAUACACGCAAAUGAAUUAACAAACAAUUCUAACAAUGUGAAUAGUAAUGCAUAUAAAACUGAUGAUUCAAAUCUGCAUAUAACUGAUAAGGAUCAGUUAUCAAAAUGCCUAAAUACAAUUCACGUUCGUGGUAGCCGACUUCAAGAGACUGGAUUCAUGUUGUCACCAAGAGUAAUUCGUAAAGCAAGUAUCAAACUUUCACCAUCAGUUAACUGUUUGCUUAAAAGCAGUCAUUCAUCCCUAUUUAUAGAUGAUUUAGUCAAUCAAAAUCGUGACCAGGUAGUACGGAAAUGUGAUGGUUAUUCAAAUCAAAACAUGAACAACUCAAAGAAUCUUAAUUACCCUACAAAAGAAUAUUCCCAAGAAACACUGAAUUCAACACGAUCAACUAAAAAGUUACAAAAUGAAAACUGUAUUAUACAAAAAUUUAAUAAAUCUCUUCCAUUGACGUUUAAACCACGAUUUAAAAGUAAUUUACUACAAUUCAAUAAUGAAUUAUGCACAUCUGCGUCUAGUCCAUCUUUGUGUGAUUCAGGUGUACUUCAGCGUCAAACAAUAAAUCAAUCGACAGGGAAACCAACAACACAACCUCAACUACUACCUUUACCACCAGCAACAGCAGCUUCAGUAACACAAACAGUUACAUCAUUGUCAACAACCCUGUCGUCAUCGUCAUCAUCAUCCUCUCCGUUGUGCUCAUUUUCGACAGGUUUGCUAAAUUAUAGUCAAUCAAUGAAUCUAAGAAAUUCUACAUCUAUAACCAAUGAAGUAGAUAGUCAAAAUUCUAAGCAGGAGGAGACUUUCGAUUUGUACAGUUGUAAAGAUAUACAAAAAGCUAUUUCAUGGCUUGAAGUUGAAUUGAAUGCAGUUAAAAAUAUUAUGCUGGCUAACAUGAAAUGUGCAAAUGAGAAUAGACGGAAUAGAACAUCACGUAAGGCUUACAGACUGGCUGUUAAGCGUAAUCAAGAAACUAUAAACAGUCUUCAGAAUCAAAUUCAUAGUCUACAAAUUUACGCUGAAAAACAUGAACCUUUAUGUAGAAACUCAAAAUAUGAAAAUGCAUCCGUGUCCAGCUCCAACCAUUCAAUGAGACAGUCUUCCUUAAGAAUUUCAACAUCCUCUUUAUCUUCUCCUUCGUGUUCCUAUUCUCCAUCAUCUUCACUCAUGAAUAGUUUAGUUAUUGUCAAUGAACAUGUAUCAAGUGGUCAGUCAACGCCUGGAGUUCAAUCAAAAGUUUAUACAGGUGGAAAAGAAAGUGCCAAGUUUCAGCACACACCGACUACAACUGUUCCAGUCAAUAUCUCUAAAAAUACCUCAUUAAUUCAAAGAAAUUGUAUAACUCCUAAUUUUGAUAUGAAGAACAACUGUCAUACUGGUAAAUCAAGAAAUUUACCAAUUACUUCAUCUCACAGUCAACUAAAUACUAGUACUGAAGUAAGUAGGAAUACAGAAAAAUUACCGAAAUCAUCAUCCACAUAUUUUGAAUCAAAUGAAUGCAAAGAAAGGGAUUUUUCUCGGAACAAUCUAAAUCCAGUUGAACAAACGGGUAUCCCAUUGUGUGGAACAACAACGACCACAACAGACAGUCAUGGAACACUAAUCAAGGAUGAUGUAGAUGAUAAUGAUGAUGGCUCGGAAAUAUAUUAUGAACACCAAAGAAACAAAGAUGAUUCAACUUCAUCAGUAUCAUCUCCAGCACCAAAAUCAAUAACUGUUGGAGAAAGAUGUCGAACGCCUAUUUCAAUUGAGCGUGAAACAGGCAAGUAUUUAUGUGAUAUCGCUAUACAAACAGAAAAUAAUGGAAGAUAUCAAGAAGAGAUUUUCGAAAAUGAUUCAAAUUUGCCGGGAGGUUCAAAUAAUCAUCCGUUACUAAGAAGACAUCAACAACAUCAACACGCGUUACCUGAUACAUCAGACAAGAUAAAAUAUAUUAAUAACACUUAUGAACCAUUUAUAACUAGUCUAUGCAUGAAUGAGAGUAAAUAUCAGCAAUUUAAACAAUUAAAUGAACAAAAGUGUAAUUUAAUAAUGCAUUUGUCAAAAUCCUCAAAGCGCCCAUCAUUAUCAUCUUCAUCAUCAUGGUCAUCAGCGAAUUCUUUAUGUUCAAUUAAUCUGGCUGGUCAUCCUAAUUCAACAGAGAAUAAUGGAUAUAUACCUAAUAUUCACAAGCCUUUACACAGCUCUCUUAGUACGCACAACAUUUGGAUCUCACCACAAAGAACUUUAGUUGAAGUUGAUCUACACGAUUCUAAUCGUGAGACUGAUCACAGAAAUCAAUCGAAUGGUACAAAAGAAGUAUCAAUUAGUCAGCACAACUGGAAUAACUAUACAAUUAAUAAAACGAAUUUAUACUAUCCACCUAAAGAGGUCAAACGACAACAAUCACCUGUUUUUGUCAGUGGAACAGGUAAACAUUGUCAGUAUUACUCUCCUAAUCAAUGUUUUGCAAAUCAAUCCACUCAAAAAGCAACUGAUUAUCCAACUAUACUUUUCCCAGGAUUAACAAAACAUGCUAUAGGCUCACGUGUAAAUUCAAUCAAUACAAUGACAAAAUGUGACAAAAUUUCUAGAGAAUUGUCAAAUCAAAGACGACUAAGUAAUCAAUCGCCUAAAAGUACUGAACGAACCCAGUUGAAAACUACUUUGAGUCAUUGUUAUUUUGAUACUGAAAAUACAAAUUCAAGUGAUCAUUUAUGGUAUGAACCAUGUGAACCGGAGAUGACAUCUAUGAAGCCGGGAUUUCAAUAAACAAAACAACAAAAAAAGUGCAAUUCAGGACAUCGUAUAUCAUAUACACAUAUAUUUGUACAUAUGUGUUGUUUAUCUAUGCUCACAUCAUGAAGAAAUAAAGAGUUACAACUGUAUAAAAGCUAUAUUAUCAGUGUGCAUAAUUAUGUAAUAUUAUCUAUUAUUAUUAUUAUUUAUAUACAAUUUUUAACUAAUAUUUUACAGGUAUUUUAUUGAUUUUGUCAGCUUAUGAUAAGUGUAUUACUUGUAUACAUCUACGAUCACCAUGUUUUCUAAAAUUGUGAACAAUUAAUAAAAACUUCUACGCCUUUUUAUUAUUCAUCGUGAUUUCUUAUCUUCUCAAUGAAGAGAAUCUUCCAUUUGAAGAAUACAAGACUUACUCCAGCCAAUGUGUUUUUUCGCCCAGCAACAUCUUUUCAUAGCAAAUGUGAUUUCCUCUCGUGUUAUAAUCAUCAAUCUUAUUCUAAUUAGCCAAAAAAAGAAAAAAAAACACAACCGUUUGAUGUCUUCUUAAAAUCUGUUUCUGUACAAAAAUCUUCAUUUAAUCUUUGUGAUUUUUUGCUUAGAAAAAAAAACCUAUCAUGAAAAUGUUCAACACAAUACCUGAUUGUUAAUUUCCUUAUUACCAACUAGAAAAUAAAAAUGAAUUCAUCAUUUUGUACAUGGUACAUUUAUAAUUACUAUUGAUUGACCAUUUUACCAAGGAAACCUGUGAUUGAUCGAUUGAUUGAUUGGUGAAGAUUAUAUUAUCCAAAUAAAAAUAAGAUAUUGAUAG
Messenger RNA from Trichobilharzia regenti, 5115 nucleotides. The record is from the annotation of a GenBank genome assembly. NCBI's taxonomy places the organism in Eukaryota, Metazoa, Platyhelminthes, Trematoda, Strigeidida, Schistosomatidae.